AAUCUUCAGUACAGUACCUGGUACAUGUACCAGGUACCAGACCACUGCAUGGUAAGGAAAGAAGAUCAAAAGAGUCCCCAACUUUGGGGAAGUGAGGAUAAAGUUGUUUCACUCUACUAGACUUAUAAUUAGUCUAGCUAGCGACUCGACUCGACUCGCUCUACAUAUAUCUCGCAAGCACGAAAACUCAAGGUGAACACAUGUAUGAUAAGGCAUUUUCCCCCGUAGAAAGAGUACCGUAAUACAGGGUCUGUGAGGCCUUCGUCAUUCUAGAAAUAUCAAUGGCACUUUCCAAAAUUCCGCUUCUCUUCCAGUGAUUGGGUCAUCGGAAUUUGUGUCGUGGCGGUAUCCAAUCAGAAACGUGGAGGGUGCUUUGAAUCAUCAUCAGCGGUGAUGAGACUUACUUGAGGCCUGCGAAAGCACUCUUCCUGAUUGCAUCACGGUGCAUCAGGCCAACCCCUUCUUUUGUUGAAGCACAGAGAGCAGAUUUGAUUGACGAAGUAGUGUUCCGUCAUAGUUUGCUGGGUAGCGAGAACGAACCAACCAUGGCGGCUGCGGAGCCCUUGCCGUCCCCGGAAGAAGUGCUAGUUGCGCUCUCGGCCAUGCUGGGAAUGCACUCCCUUAAGGAAGAGGACAUUAGUCAGUUGCAACAGAACUGCGCCCUGGAUUGGUCAUCCAUUCCAUGGGAACCAUGCUGUGCCACCAACGGAGGCUGCAAGCAUGAUGAUGAUAGCGAGCAGCAAGACGAAGACCACGAUGUCGAUUUCUCCUCGUUUCCUUCCUUGUCGAUGGUGCGUGAGCAGUUUGACGCGACCGUGGGAAACCGUCAAGACGUAGAAGCGCAUGUGUCGAACUUGUUGUCUCGUCCCAUUCUGGUGAGCAAUGCCACCAGUAGUUGUGAAACCCUGCUGGAAGGGGCGGACGACGUGACGAACGAAUUGGGAGAGUUUAUUGUCUCCAAAGUGUCGGAGGUUCCCACGCUGAUGCUGCAGAAUUUCUUCAACUCGUUCACCACACUCAUGAAUUCGAGGCUUCGCGCGUACGCCUCAUUCUUGGCGAGACAUGGACUGUCAUUGCUCGAAAACUCGCCCACGGGUGCUGCAGCGGCUGCUGAUAAGGUCGACGAAGGCAUUGUGGGAGUCGAACAGAAACUAGAAACAAUGCUGGAGAUUGGAAGGAGGGUGUCGACCAAUUCGGUCGCCACAUCCUUCCGGGCCAACAAGGAACAAGCCAAGAGUAUUGUGGACGAAACCGGAACUCUUCAGCUUUCCAUGCCUCUGGUUAUGGACGCUUCCAUUGACAUUUCGCUCCCCAGGCCUUCUGGUGGUCACCAUGAGCUUGUCACGGUCUCGUUCCGGGCCAAUGGCAACAUUACGGGUGUCUUUGCCAAGUCUACAAAAGGAACGACCCAGCUCAGGGCUGUGCAAGUCGAUUUGGACAUGAAGGAACUCUUGCGCUCCAUGAUUGCAGAGGCGUCCAGUGUCAUUUCGAGCAUUGUGGACAUGACCAUUGCCAUUUACUCGAACUCAUUGCUCGCCGGUUUUGACGAGCUGAAGGACCUCAAGGACGCACCCCGUUCGCCCGUGCCGGAAGAUUCUUCGCGAAAGCGAAAGGCUGCAGUAGUGGAGCCCGACCCUUCGCCAGUGGUCCAGAUGCCCACGUGGGAAGCCAUGGAUGAAAGCAGCUCGAGUCUUUCCCCGGAGAACCUGGUGGAUUACAUCCUUCAUGAAACCGACGACAGUGUGCUGAGCCCUCCUAGUCAAAAGAAGAAGGCCAAGGUGGUAUCGCACAAGCUGCCUGCCGUCCCGGAAGUGACACAGUGAACAAGCGCAUGACGUUUUAAGCAAAAGAGGAACCCAGCACGGAAGGAUGCGGGUGCCUAAACGAACCGAUCGGUAAAGCGAUUCGACAUCAAGCAAGCACGUCGAACUGCAGUCAAGAAGGGGGUAUGAUUUCGACAUCAAGAAAGCACGUCGAUCAACAGCCAAGGGGGUACGAUUUCAUGCUUGUAGUAACAACAACCGCAUGAAGAGAGGGGCCAUGAUAUACAAGAGCGGCACCUCAGUAAAAAGAUGAUGAAGCAGUCAACAAUCUACUCGUCCACGGCCGAAUCAAUUGCGUGAAUCAAUAAAAAAAGCAGCCAGACAACACUGAACUACAACGCUGGAAGAUUAAAACACGCAUGCAAACUCAAAAAAGUGAGGGUAUGUCUACCAGCACCAUGGAGGAAACCUUUCCAAAUCCGGCUAAGUACUUGUCAAGAAAUUUCAAAACUAGAGCCACCAUGAUAGCAUACCAUACAGUGACAACCAAACAUAAACCAAUCUUAAGAGUUCUUUAUAGCACCAUUUCUGUGCAAGUGGUCGCCUGAACUUCAACCAUCCUUGCAUUUCGUCUUGAAACAUAGAGCCAGCCAGCCAGCCAGCUAAAAAGGAGCAUCACAAUCGAAUGAUCAGCGAGCGAGAAGCAAGAAAAAGCCACUGGGUAGUCGAUUUGACUGAGGGAGAAAAAACACAGGCUUGAGGAUCUGAAUACAUGUACUCUAGUAUUUGCUUCCAAGAGGCUUCCCCGCUCACGUUGCGGGCCAGUGCUCCCGAUGCUCUCUAGCUAGCUAGACUAGGAGCUGGCCAUGGAGUGGCCAUACCGUCCAUGGAGUGGCCAUCGCCAUGUCAGCUGCUCUCCGAGUGAUAAUUCUUGUAUCUUCACCUUCAAGCUGUCUCCUCCCGGU
Messenger RNA from Seminavis robusta, 2728 nucleotides. Lineage: Eukaryota; Bacillariophyta; Bacillariophyceae; Naviculales; Naviculaceae. The record is from the annotation of a GenBank genome assembly.